Molecule: messenger RNA, 2474 nt
Organism: Schizosaccharomyces cryophilus OY26
Lineage: Eukaryota; Fungi; Ascomycota; Schizosaccharomycetes; Schizosaccharomycetales; Schizosaccharomycetaceae
Product: homoserine O-acetyltransferase
Exons: 1
Coding region: 422-1876 (484 amino acids)
Biological process (GO): L-homoserine metabolic process
Molecular function (GO): homoserine O-acetyltransferase activity
Source: RefSeq, a predicted model, not a curated record
GUUCACAGCAAUUUCGAUUUUACCAUAAACUACCAAGAGUAGGUAAUUGCGCAGCGUUUGUGUAUUUAAGAUACUUUAAGUGAAUUCUUGGCAAUAUAAAUUCUCUUUGCCAAUUCAUCUAAAAAACCUAAAAUUAUAUUGCCUCCUAGUAGACGCACAUUUUGGUUUUUUUUCGUAAGGACUAUAGAUAAGUUUUUACGAUUUUUUGUUUUUCCCAUUUCUUUUACGACUUUAAUUCUUUUCUUUCAAUUAGUUUCAAUUAGUUGUACUUGAAAAGAAAGGAAUUAAAAAGGAUUUUUAUCAUUUUUAAAAGAAAAAUCCUAGAAAUAAUUUUGAUUGGGAACUCUGAUAGUAGAGCAAAAAACCUCUGUUUUAGAUAUUUAAAGGCUUUUGAUUUCUUCGCUUGUGGAUAUAAUUUACGAUGGAACCUCGUUCUUCAGUUGAGUCCAUAUAUUUUGUGGAUACCGCUCACCCAUCUCAACAAGAAAACAAAUUUAUUGGCUUAAUUGCAGAUCAAAGAAUUGCGAUAGUUCCAGAGUUCACUUUAGAAUGCGGGGAAAUAUUAUACGAUGUUCCUGUGGCCUUCAAAACAUGGGGAGCUUUAAAUAAGGAAAGAAAUAAUUGUCUUCUCCUUUGUCAUGCUCUUAGUGGCUCUGCUGAUGCGGCAGAUUGGUGGGGUCCUUUGCUUGGACCAGGCCGUGCUUUUGACCCUACUCACUUCUUCAUCGUUUGUCUUAAUUCUUUAGGAAGCCCCUAUGGAAGUGCUUCCCCAGUUACCUGGAAUUCUGAAACCAAAGCAAUUUACGGUCCUGAAUUUCCUUUGUCCACCAUCCGUGAUGACGUUGCUCUCCAUAAGCUGGUAUUGCAACGCCUAGGCGUUGAACAAAUUGCCAUGGCGGUUGGUGGUUCUAUGGGGGGUAUGCUAGUUUUAGAAUGGGCCUUUGAUACCAACUAUGUUCGCUCUAUUGUUCCCAUUUCAACGUCAUUGAGACAUUCUGCUUGGUGCAUAAGCUGGUCAGAAGCUCAACGCCAAAGUAUUUAUUCUGAUCCCAAAUUCAAUGACGGAUUCUAUGAUAUGGAUGAUCAACCAUUGAGUGGUUUGGGCGCCGCUCGUAUGUCUGCGUUGUUAACGUAUCGCUCUAAAUGCUCGUUUGAGCGCCGCUUCGCUCGUAAGUUGCCAGAUGCCAAUCGUCAUCCUUAUCCUGAUCGUGUGCCUACCCCAAUGACUCCAGGGGAUGCUCACUGGGUAGUUCAUAAUGAAGGCAAUCAUAAUCGUCGUGAGCGUCCGUGUAGAUCUCCAGGAUCUUCACCAGAGUCACCCGGUAGCGGCUUUUUUAAAGUGUCUUCUACUCCUUCCUUGUCUCAGAGUACAGACACUGCUUCAGGUACUCGGAGCCCUUUGUUGCGUCGUCCUGCAAAUACCUAUUUUUCUGCUCAAUCUUACUUGCGAUACCAAGCUAAGAAGUUUGUAGGUAGAUUUGACGCCAAUUGCUAUAUCUCGAUCACGAAGAAGCUCGAUACUCAUGACGUUACUCGAGAUCGUGGAUCAGAAGAUCCCAUGGAAGUUAUGAAACACCUUACUUUGCCGGUGUUAGUUUUGGGAAUAGAAAGCGAUGGAUUGUUUACUUAUGAUGAACAAGUAGAGAUUGCUUCCUGUUUCCCGAAUGCCAGUUUGGAAACGAUUGUUUCUGCCGAGGGGCAUGAUGGUUUUUUACUUGAGUUUACACAAGUCAACUCUUAUAUCCAAAAAUUUGAAGCUGAACAUCUCGCAGACAUCUUGUCACAGGAAAACACUUCAGCUGAGUUGGAAUUAGAGUCUCUUAAUGCCCAACGUGAAAGCGUUUUUGGUGAAAUGGAGGAUAUUACUUCCUGGUAAAAAAGUCAACAUGACCUGACCUUAAUGACUGGCAACUUACAGUCAAUAAUAAAUAAAUAGAAUCCAUUCAUUAGAUAAUUUCUGUCUAAGAAAGUUUCUACUAUUUACUAUUAUUAUAAAAAGAAAAAUCCAGAAAAAGAUCAUGUUCUUAAUUUAGUCAACUGGGGGAUUCAACUCCUCUUGAACAUAUGAACCGUGAUUCGAAAAUUUAUGUGAUGAUUUGCAUGUUUAUUUUAUGACUAAUUUUAUUAUGAUGUCGGUUUCACUAUGAGGUAUAUUGUUAUUUUUCGUUUUAUUCGUUUUUGCUGUCGUCUUGUUAUAAUUUGAGGUAUACUCUCGAUAUCUAAGCAAGGUUUUCAGUAAUUGGUGCGCAAGGUGUUAAUUGUCAAAAAAAGGAUAAUUUAAUUUUUUAUGACCUCGUUUUGUUUUCGAAGCUGGCUUCUUACCCCUCCAACAUGGGGAUUUGAUAUACCAAAUUUGUAUAGCAUUGUAACGGAUGAGUGUUUUCUUUCAUUUUUGUUUAGUUGUUUAGAAAUAAAAAACUCGUCUGUUUCCUAUAUGGAACAGAAUGAUUUCUACGUUUACCUUUCCUCAGAAA